This is a messenger RNA of Vanrija pseudolonga, 1475 nucleotides long. RefSeq names its product Bystin (gene BYSL). The record is from RefSeq and is a predicted model, not a curated record. Gene Ontology annotation, molecular function: snoRNA binding. Gene Ontology annotation, cellular component: nucleolus; cytoplasm; preribosome, small subunit precursor. Gene Ontology annotation, biological process: rRNA processing. Bases 70 to 1413 code for a protein of 447 amino acids. NCBI's taxonomy places the organism in Eukaryota, Fungi, Basidiomycota, Tremellomycetes, Trichosporonales, Trichosporonaceae. The transcript is spliced from 4 exons.
UAACAGUCCUCCACUUUGUCUGGCCAGAUUAGACACAAACCACACACCACACACCACCACGACACAACAAUGCCCAGGGCACCAAAGCCAACCAAGGCGAGGCAUGACCCCCUCCACGUCGCCAUCGAGGCAGACGAGAGCGUGCGGAGGUUUGGACGCGUGACCGCCCCUGGAAAGAGGAAAGGCCGCGUCGACGAGGAUGCCGAGGCCGAAGGCCAGGUCGAGGAUGCGCGCAUGUCGAGGAAGAUUCUCGACCUCGCCCGCGAGCAGCAGGACGAGAUUGCCGACGAGCUCGGCGAGGGCGACGACUGGGAGGACGAGGAGGACGAGGACGAGGCCGAGCCCUCGGCGCGCCCAAGGCAAUCGCGGCCAGUGGACUCGGACGACGAGGACGAGAUGAGCGAUGGGGACGUGUCGGGUGGCGAGGAAGAGGCUGAGCUGCACAUCGACCCCGAGGACCACGCGACGCUGGAUGCGCUGAACGCUGGCGAGAGCUCGGGCGGCGGCAAGACGCUCGCCGACAUGAUCUUCUCCAAGCUUGAGAGCGGUGUGACAUCAGCGUUUGACGAGGACGACGGCCCGCCCGACCCGGCAAAGGGCCUGAACCCCAAGGUUGUGGAGGUGUACACCAAGGUCGGCUUUCUUCUCUCGCGGUACAAGUCUGGCCCAUUGCCCAAGGCGCUCAAGAUCCUGCCGUCUCUUCCCCACUGGGCGCAGCUACUGGCACUCACCCAGCCCAGCAGCUGGACGCCGCACGCGACCUACGCUUGCACCAAGAUCUUCGUGUCCAACCUCAAGCCGUCCGAGGUGCGCGUGUUCAACGAGGGCGUGCUGCUCGAGCGCGUGCGCGACGACAUGCGCAACAACCACGGCAAGCUCAACGUCCACCUGUACGAGUCGCUCAAGAAGGCGCUGUACAAGCCCGCAGCCUUCUUCAAGGGCAUUCUCUUCCCCUUGUGCGAGUCGGCAUGCUCGCUCAAGGAGGCGGCGAUCGUCGCGUCCGUCCUGAGCAAGGUAUCGGUGCCGGUCCUCCACUCGGCCGCUGCGCUCCUCCGCCUCGCGAGCAUGGACUACUCUGGCCCCAACUCGCUCUUCAUCCGCAUCCUGCUCGACAAGAAGUACGCGCUGCCGUACAAGGUCGUCGACGCGCUCGUGUUCCACUACAUCCGCCUUGCCAACUCGCCCCGCUCGGCCGACGGCGAGGACAAGCUCCCCGUGCUCUGGCACCAGAGCCUGCUUGUCUUUGUCCAGCGCUACGGCUCGGACCUGACCUCGGACCAGAAGGACGCCCUGCUGGACGUCAUCAAGGUCCGCCCUCACCCGACUAUCAGCCAGGAGAUCCGCCGCGAGAUUGUCAGCUCGGUCGAGCGCGGCGCGCCCCGCCCUGAUGACAGCGGCGACGUGGCGAUGUAGAGGGGUUGCUUUGAUUGUCAUGCAUGGUGUAGAAUAGUAUAGAUGUGAUCCGUGGCUUUGGG